AUGGAUGAUGGAAUGGGACAGUCGUUUGCGUAUGAGAAACAUAAAAAUGAAAUGCAUCCGAAGGAAGAGGAAUUCGAAAAACUACUCAUGUAUUCUGUCAUAAAAAAUCCCAUCUCUUCACUCUGUCGUAUAUCCGUCGUCAUGGAACGACUUCUGCAACUGUUCCUUGGUUACCUGACGGUCGCCGUUGUUUCGGGUAUCACUUGCGUACAACUGAACGGCCGCAAUCACUGCAUUCACAAGGGAUCUCACAAAUGGAGCUGGGAACGAUCUGAGGCCUUCUGUCAAUCGAGACGUGGUCAUCUCACAUCUAUUCAUGAUCAGAAAGACAUAGACGCCAUCAAAGCCCUCGCAGCCUCUGAAGAAUGCAAAUCUUUUUGGACGGGUGGACAAUGCAGAUCAGGCAAGUGCUCAUGGGUAGAUGGCUCAUCAUUUGACUCGAAAAAAUUUGGCGAAAAGAGACCGAACACAUCCUAUCAAUGCAUAGAGUCGUCUUUUGAGAAAGGUAAGGGCUUGAACAUCCUUCCGAACUCCUAA
Messenger RNA from Haemonchus placei, 537 nucleotides. The record is from the annotation of a GenBank genome assembly. Lineage: Eukaryota; Metazoa; Nematoda; Chromadorea; Rhabditida; Trichostrongylidae.